AUGAGAGAGGCAGAGCUGCUCGCAGCUGCUGUCGACCUGCUUGCGCUCGAGGGAGAACGAGGCGCGACGUUUCCAGAGCUUCUUGUUCUUCUCUCGUCGGCCCAUCCAGAGUUUGCGACCAACAAGAGACAGUUCCAGGAUGCGCUAUGGCGAGCGCUCUACAACAGCCCUCUCGUCUUCUUCUCACGUCUCGAAGGCGCGUCGGAAGAUGAGAGCAACUCACGGCCUGUCGGAACUGCAGCAGGGGGACAAGAUGUACAGGCCAGCCGUCUCGAGUGGCGCCAUCCCCUAGUGCCGCCUGUGUUGCCGUCGCGUUGUCCUCGCAAAAGCAGAGGCGCAAACGCGCAAACAGGAACAGACCCGCUCGAAGAGUGCUCCGGGUGUCCACAGGCUUCUCCGUCUUCGUCUUCUUCUUUGUCUUCUUCUUCGUCUUCUUCUUUGUCUUCUUCUGCUCUGUCUGAAGGGCGUUUCGGACGUCCCUCUGAGCUCGGACGCACUCUGGAGGAUGCAGGCAGAAGAAACAAAGAGCAGCAGGCAAACGAAGAGGGUGAGCGAGACGGCCCAAGGGGAAGGCAAGGUUCAGAGGAGGUGGCUGGAGAGGAGGCAACGAAGAAGAAAACGAAAGGCAAGGCAAGAACACGGAGAGAAGCGGAGAACAGCGGAUCGCAGAAACCUGCUCGGUCGGUGGCCGCAGGAAACAAGUUCGAACGCACGAGGGGCAUUCAGAAGAAGGUGCGAAAGGAGAGGAAACAGGAAGAGAGCUCACACUAUGGAGACGAGAGUGAGAAAGAGGAGAGCGAGAGACAAGUGAAGCAGGAAACUCCAGAGCAGUGCCUGGCUCACUGGCGCUUCUCUGUGAGUGCUGCGGUUCGGCUGAAUGCGCUCGGACUUCCCUUCUCGCCGUUCCUCGAUGAAGAAGAAAUCGAAAAUAAGAUGAAGGAGUUGCCAAUGGUUGUUCUCCAGGCGAUUACGAAGCGACGCUACGCUGGUCACUGGCAGUACCAGCUGGCGACGGAUUUGGGGAUGCCGCCGAAAACGGUGUUUCACCAUUUGAAGCCUUUGUAUCGCCAGGCGCUCGUGACGCACAUGCAGUUGCCGCUGCCUGCGUCUGCACGGCCGUCAGCCUGUGCGCGAGGGCCGGCCAAUCUCACGAUGUCGGCGCUGCUGUGGCACUAUCGAUUUUUUGACUUUCCUCGUCUGCCGUCGCAAGUCCAGGCGACUGUCUCGCUGCACCAUCUUCUCCCGUUGGAGCACCAAGUCGUGGAAAUGCUGCAGAGGGCGCCGACGCACGUGAUGUUGGAAAGCGAAGUUCAUGCAUUCUGCCUUGAGGCGUUCACCACCUCCGAAAGGUUCGCCCUUGCCUCCUUCACGGCGAAACAGUUUCGUCGCCUCUACCAGAAGCUCCGUGGGGAGUUGAUGCGUGCGGGCCGAGUCCGGCGUCUUCGCGCUUGGUGUCCGCAAACGCAAAAAUUCGAAAAGUGUCUCUGCCUCGCUUCUGCCUUCUCUCAUUCUUCCUUGCAAGCAAAAGAAGAGAACCCCACACGUUUCUGCGACGAUCAGGCCGCUGGAGGCGAAGCCACACGACAGGGCCCCGCCCAGGGAGAGACACAGGGACGUACGCGAGCGGAUGAGGAUUCAAAUUCGCGCUCCUCCAUGGCACUUUCUAAAGUCAAACAGGAGCCUGGGGCGACUCUCGCUUCCUCCACUCUCUCAUCUUCUUCCGUGUCUCCUUCGCUUCGUGGGGAAGGGAACAAAGCCCCACACAAGCAAGGAGACAUCCUUGCUGCAGACAGCACAGAAGGAGACGAUCCUCGGGGAGACGAAGACGAGGCAUAUGAAGACGAGAUGAUUUGCAGCAUGCUCGCCUGGGAGCUGCCUCUGGCUGACCAGGUCGUGAUGCUUCUCGAAGCGAGCGGUGCGGCAGGCCUUCUUUCCAUUCAGGUGGCGCGUUACAUUGGAACUGACAACAAACGUGCCGGGAAAAUCUUCGCGGAGCUCGAACGCCGGAAGCGGGUAUGGAAGGUUGCGGAGCGGCGCGGCCGUUGCUUCAUGUAUCGCUAUUUCGCUUCUUCGAUUCCUCAUCCAAGUCUCUCUCCCUCCGCUCGACUGCCCACUGACCCGGGCUCGACUCUCGCAGCCCCGUCCCUUUGUGGCGCUUCGUCUCUUGUCCCAGCUGGAUGCCUGCAAAGCACACUCCCGACUCAGACGGAGGAUCUCCCCGAUGAUGCGCCUGAGCAACUGUCCCGUCUUCUGGCGUGCGACGCAGCCGUCGAUGUUCUUGAGGCAGACAGCGCUGCAUCGGCCGCAAGAGUCGUGCCUCUGGUUUCUCGGCAAGAAGCCGCCGAGGCAGAUGUGCAUGGGGAGAGUGGAGAGCCGCAGGGGCCUUGUGGUGAAUCAACAAAUGAUGCAAGGAAGAAGCUAGGAAAUGGAGGAGGGGACGGAAGCCGCGAGAGACGAAGACGUAAAGAGCCUGCGAGUGAACCUUUCGAGGCAAUCGAUCUUGAAACGUCCCCCUCUUUUUCGCAGGCGCCGCGUACUCCGGCUCCUGGCAAUUCAGGACCUGGGGCUCGGGGGCGAGGGAGCAGAGGACACACAUACGGAGACACUGCUCAAAGUGAAAGCAGUACCUCGUCUGCUUUUCUUCAAACCGGCCUCUCGCUUGCCGAUUCUCCAGUACCAGGUAAUUGUCCAGAGGCAAUCAUCUCACGCAACGCUAUCCCGGCUCCCGCUGUGUCUCCUUCCUCUGCUUCUCCGCCCUCUUCAUUGGCAUCUGCGCCCUCGUCGGAUGCCUUUUCACCGCCUAAAGAGUCAGUGCCAGGACCUCGGAUGGCCUCGCUGGAAGCCGCCGGUGCUGGACGUGGAGACGGUUUCAAUCCCGGCGAGACGAGCAAGACAGAAACGUCUUCGGCCCUGGACUGCCUUCCUGCAAGCUCCUCGCUGUCUCUGUUGGGAGGGGGGCGGGAGCGAGAGGACAUUACACUUUCUCUGGCUCUUGGAAAGAACCAAGUUCGAAAAUUGCGGACCCCGCAGUUCGAGCGUCGUCUGCGUCUCUUCAUUGCCCACCUGCAAACUGAGGGAUGCGCGACAAUUCCAGCGAUUUCCAAGGUCCUUGCCAAAGCCGAGUCUUCGGUCAACGGCCCUGACAGGAAGACGGUUCAGCGAAUGGCUGCCGUUGCGAUGCAGAUCGAACCUCGCGUUGCAGUGGGGGGCCUGGUAAAGCCUGAUGCAGAGAAGGCGAUGGAGAGGAAGGACGAAGUGCUGCACCCUGAAACAGACGAAGGGAAAGAGGAGAAACCCAAGAAUGCUUGCCACCGACGCGUGGGCUCCGAAGUUGUCUUCUACUACUGGACAGAAAAAUUCACGGAGGAGCAAGCGCACAGACGCGUGACUGAAAUGAUUUCCGCCCGCCGCAUAGAAGGCUGCAGACUCGCGGUCCAGCGAAACGAACGUCUUCUCAGUGGCCUUCGCGACCAGCAGAGUGUGGGGGACGAGAGGCGCCAGGAGAAGGCUGAGCAACGCAGGGCUCUGGAAGACGAAAUUGUGAAGCUUCAGAAAAUCGAGGAGAAAAGCAAGCUGAUGAUGUCGGGGGCAGACGGCGACGUAAACAGAGGAACGGGCGGAGGCAUGCCGCUCACAAUGCAGCCUGAACAAGUCCACGUUUCCCCUGUUCUUCACGUCGUCGCGAAACAACGCCUUGGAGGAGACGCGCCUUCGCUGCACUCGACCGGCGUCCUCCAGUUCAGUCAAAAAACUCUUGCGCUGUACGGCUUUCUCUUCCCAGUCAUGGUUCGUCUCAAGUGCCUGCACCAGUUUCUUCUUCAGCUUCUCUCGAACGUCAAACAACAGGCUGCCUCUCCCACCGGCGCCCUCCCGAGCGCUUCCUCUCUCGGCAAUCAGGCAACCGAGUUUCUCGAGAAGGGAAUGACGAUUGCAUUCAUGCUCAGAAAAAUGCCGCUGGAAAUCUUCCUGCGAACGAUUGGCUGCGGGUAUCGCGUGCAGUUCCUGGACAAGCAGCUCUCGGCUCCGCAGGCCUCUCAGGUCCUCGUCGAGGAUCUGCCGCGGACGGUCUUUGACAUCCUUGUUCUCUCCAGCCGGCAACUUCAUCUCAAACGCCAGAGGCAGCAGCCGCCCACGCUGCCGCUCACAGGCAACAAUAAACGCAGUGCCCCUGCAGCACUCCGGCGCCUACUCUCAACUCUGUGUCGCAUGGGGCUUGUUCGCGCGUUGGGAGCUUCUUGUUUGCCAGCAUCGGCGACGUCUCUGGAGAAAGGGCCAGACAGCGAAUGCAACGCUGGCGCAGGUCAAGCACCCGCUGCUGAGAGGCCCAAACAAGAUGGCGAAGGUUCUCGGGAUAUCCCAGGCGUCACGCGAUGGCAAAUCCUCGAUGUCGUUUCUCUCCCUGCAUUUGUUUCAGAGACAGAGCCGCUGUCUCCUGGCGGCGACUCGCCGGAGGCCGCGUCCCUCGGCCAGUUCAACCUGCUGGCCCCCGGGGCCUUCGAGGCCUUCUGGGAGGAGCUACAGAGCGAAGUCGCUCGAUGGAUUCACUUCAACGCGCCGUUGCCGCCGUCUUCGUUUGACGCGCUCAAGGGAAAGACAGGGACUCUGACUGGAGAAAGGCAAAGGCAGAGCGGGGAGGUGGACGCAGAAACGCAGCGGCAAACCGAGGCGGACGACACGCAGGGGCUUGGGGACCUAUCGCGACCAAAGGUUCCCCUUCCAGCCAACUUCCCUGUCGCCGAAGCCUUCAGCAAGCGGAACUGGAAGGGUCAAAUUCUCCUCACGCCGUAUCUCCGGGCGGAACUCGAUGCAUUUGCAGAAAUCAUCUUGGAUCGUUACAGAGAGGCGGGUGGAGAAGAGCUGGGACGACUUGUCUUCUCGCCUCACAGCCCCGAAGUGCAAAGCCUUGCAUCCAGGCUGAGGAUUCCAACUGAUGUUGUGUUGCGGUUCUUGCUGAGACUCUUUGAGACGCGAGGCGGGGUCGGAUGCGGCUUUCAGAGCCUCGCGUUUCAUUUGCCCGGCCUUCGAGCUCCGAAGAACGCUCUGGAAGACGGCGAGGCCAGAAGAGACAGACGAAAACGGCGACGUCUGGACGCCGACGCAGAUCAUCCAGGCUCAGAGGACGGCAGCGGGAGCGAGACAGAGGGCGAGAACGAGAGGCGAGAAACCCACGACGAGAGAAGGACAGAAAGAGACAGAAAACUCCUCGUCGGCAGACGCCUCGUCCUUCUCCACCGAACGCGAGAUGUCCGGUUCCGCUGCCACUUGUGCGGCUGCCUGUACAGCCUCAUUCGAGCCCUCAAACACCACUAUGAAAAAAUUCACAAAACAGAACUCCCUGCAGACUCCGAUACUUUUGUGCUACCCUGGGAAAAAGAAAAGAGACUCCAAAGGGUCCAGCAGGCUCAGGAGCAGAAGCAGCUGGCCCUUGCAUUUCGGCGAAAACGAAAACAGAAAGAACGAGACGACCUCGGAGGCUCGCUGCCUCGGUCCGGGAAACGGUUUGGCGGCUGCCAGCCGUUGCAAAGCAACGAGCUUAUCCACAAUUCUCAUGAGAAAGAGGACGGCGAUGACGAGGCUCUUUCACCCUUGCAUUUCAGAGACGAAGAAGCGUCGCUCGUUGACACGACCGCAUCCUGGCUUUCAGACAAGAUAGGCAAGGGAGGACCCGGCGGCAGCUCGACAGCGGCGGGACUUCUCUCUGAGGCUGUUCAGCGAUUUCUUCGGGCAAUGCGAAAAGAGGAUGAAUUUGGUUUUGUCACUGCGAGCGUUGUGGCGGAGCGCCUGUUCGUCGCUGCUGAACGUUUGGCGCGCGCUCGUGGCUCUUGCUCUUCUCCCGGAGGCAACGGAGAUUUCGACGCCUGCGCGUCUUCACGUACUGCUGUUUCCUUCUCCUCGUCUUUCACUGGCGCUCCUUGGUCUUCUCUCUCUUCUUCCAAUGCUGCUGCGUAUGGGAGACAGGACAGCGCCCUCCCCAGUGUGUUUGGGGUCGACGGCAGAACGCUCCCUCCGGUCUCACAUCCUGUGUGGCAGAUCUUGAGCUCGCUCUGUAGCGCCACCCUCGACCCCGCCGCCUGCAUGCAUGUCUUCUCCUUCCUCAUGUUGCGGCGCCCAGUCAACUACCGGGCCUUCAACAACUACCGGCGCUUGGCAGGCUUCGAGCUCAGGAGUCACGUGACCUCGUGUCGCAUUCCGUCGAUUUUCGAUGCUCGCGCGGCAUCUCUGGAGGACAGCCUGCUUGACUCUGAACUGUGUGCCUUGGCAGACGCAACGCUGGCCCCCCAGCCUGCUCCUGUCUCCUCGUCUGUCUCAUUUCGUUCCGACGCCACUCACCUCGGCGACGGUGCGCCUGCAGAUCGCCUGCUCUUGCGCUCAACGCCUUCGCCUUUGUGGGGCGCCUCACCCUCCGUUCAGUGCAUGCGAACAACUUCACUGACCUGUCGACCCCUCAACUGUCCGAGAGUCACGCUAGCGAGGACGGUGUUGAAAAUGCUCUUGCUCACUCCUCUCACGCACUAUCGACCCUUCACCGCCUUCGAAGCGGCCCAGGAGCUCCGAGAAGGGGAGUGGAAGGCUAUCUGGCGGCUCUGGAGUCUCCGGGGCUGGGUGACGCAUGUGAAGCAGCCGCUGCCUCACCAUCUGCUGCCUCCUCGAGCCAGGUCCGCGUCGUCAACUGCUUGCGCGAAGAGCCGAGUCCGAGCGGGAGGACGAGGCGAACACGAAGAUGCGAAGGACGAAGAGAGAGUCGCCGACAAAGGGGAGAAGCGAGACGCAGGCAUCACACGCAAGUCGCCUCUGCAUGCGCUGCUUGCGGCGAAAUGCAGACGAUCCUUCGCCCUCAGCGCCGGUGCUCGGGCAGCGCUGUUUGGCAAGCUGCGCGGCCUCAGAUCUCUCUCGGCAUGCUGUCACGCAAUCCUGGAGCAAAGGGAGUCGUUCGAGUCUUGUGAAGGAGACAGUGACAAGCAGAGCCUCAGCACCGUCCCGUUGUCGGACUCACCGCAGUCGCCCCGCAGCGCGUCGCCAGGUGUCUCUUCGCGAGGGGACAGAAGGGCGCUCGACUCGGACGACGCGAGCGACACACGAGAAGCGAGGGAGGGAGGGAACGUCGAGAACCACUCACAAGAUCCAACCGAAGAGGUAGCACAAGACGCAGCAGAGGCUCUCGCGGAAGAGACGACGCGGGCGACAGCAGCGGAGAAAGCACGCGAGUCAAGAGAGAGAGCGCCGAGAAAGCGAGAAAGGGAAGCGGUCGCGGAGGCCGAGGGCAUCCCUCCGUCCGCUGCUCCAGGAGAAACGAAGGAUGUCUCGUCUUGUGGCAUUUCUUGGCGAGAAAUCAGCAGCGCAUCUCUGGGCGUCUCUCCGGCCUCCGCGCUGAUUCUCUUGGAGCGCAUGGCGCAGGAGGAUCUUCUUCUUCUUCCCGGUUGGGAAGCAGACGGCGAAGGCGUAUCUCCGUUGCAGACGCGCGUGUACGGAGGCCCAGGAGACGAACAGUCAGACGCUGACGCUGCCGACGAGAGAGGCGACCCUGUUGAGCAGUACUGCGCGCGAGUCUGUGGGAUGCUGGGUGCUCCGAAGACAGGCCGGAGAGCUGCGGGAGAGUCGCCAGUCCAAGGCGACGGCACCGGAGGAGAACCAGCUUCCCAAGAAGGACAGAGGCCUCAGAGAGAACCGGGUCAAGCAGACCCAGUUUCGCUUGGAGACACCCGAGGGUCUCCCGUUACAGACGCGGCAGAGAGCACGAAAAAAGCGCUGAGGCCAGAAGGCCAAGACGAGCAGGAGCCUCUCGCGGACGAAGCAGCUGACGAAGAAGCGGCAGACGCUGAAGGACUUCUGGACGAUGAAGACCUGGACAGGAGUCUCUUGCGUCUUUUACUCGAAGGCACAGACGCGCCCUCAGGCGCGGCGCUGCCGUCCCACGGAGACGCUCCAACGGCAUCUGCGGAGACGUCGGCCCUCUUUUCUUCUUCUUUCUUGGGUGUCGAUGGCGACGACGACGACGAAAAAGCUAGAGACGAGGAACAAGAGCAAGGCGACCGCGCCGCUUCCCUCGCGGCUCGCAUCGUCGAAGGAGGCGUCACAACUCACUUGCUGCGUUUGACGCGUGGCGUGCCGCGCCUCGCAAGUCUGCGCAUGCAGUCGCUGCGCAUGCAGCCUAACAGAUGUUCCUCUACGCCUCAGAGAGAGGAAGGAACGUCGAGGGUGUCUCCGAACCUAGAUCGCGUGUCUCUCACUUCCUCCGCAUCGGAGGCAAGGCUUUCUGAAGGAGCCAGCGCGACGGAGAGAAGACGCGAGUUUCACAGGCUUCCCCAAAGCAAGGCUCCAGACUCUACAUGCGCGAGUCUUGGGCAGGUUCGUGGUUUUUCUUCGCUGUCGCGCCGGCCUCCUGUUUGUUCUUCGGCGAGUUCGCCUCUCCCACCCCCGGGGUUCCAUUUGGUCGAUGGUUUUCUCGGCGCAGCUAGCGAACAAGACGCCGUCGAUCCUUCCAUGUUUCCUCCCGCUUUCUGUCGCGGGUCUUCAGCAUUUGCAGCUUGGGCUCACUUUGUUCUCGCCGCGUCUGGCGGCGCCAGUUUCGGAGACAGUGUCGGAGACUCUUCGUCGAGGGUGGUGUGCGACGCGCGAAACGAAAACGCUUCGCGAAACAUCUCCGGAGCUCCCGUGCUGGAAGCUGGCAGUGGCGGGUUUCCGCUCUGCUUGCCAGAGUUCGACGAAGACCGCAAAUGGGACUGGUGGCGAGACGCAGCGACCACGUUGCGACUGCAUGCAAGUCCAGUGUAUUCGCCGCAUCUCUUUCAGGUGCAUUCGGAAAAACCGUCUCCGAACACCAACGAAAGACAGGGAGACCUGACCGCCGAUGGAGGCAGCGUGAAAGCAUCGGCCGCGACAAGCAGGCGAAACGCAAACAGCCAGAACCCCACGCUUGUCGCAAGGCUGUCUCUGACGGACACAGAGGUCCUGGAGUCUGCCAGUUUGAGAAGAGAAGAACAGGGUCAUCCCGAAGGCCCCACAGGAGACGUAGGAGCCGUCCCAGAGACCCGAGUGCAUGCGCGCGCGCGAAACGCGGGGGCGUGGGCGGGCGCGGCCGAGCCGGAACCGCAGAGUCUCUUUUUGAAAUGUGACAGGUGCCCGCAUGAGAGCAGACAUGAAGAGGGUGAACCUGGAGGUGAAGACGAAGACGAGCGGAGCGGAGGAAGAGCGACCGAGGCAGGCGAGACCUCGUCGGUGAGCCGGGGAGCUCGCGUGAGCUUCAUUCACGAAUUCUCCGUUCCGUCACAAGGCCCUGUUCUGGACGAGGAGGCAUGGCAGGUGUUCUUCAAUUCCUCGGGGCCGGAGGCGGGAGACGGAGAGGACGAAAGGAAAUCACGAAAGUGCAAGAGAAAGGGAAGACAAACCGCGUCUUCUGUGGCCGCGGAGCGAUUCGCAGCGACGGAGGCAAGCAGAUCGGAAGCCGGGCGAACGACGAUGCAAGAUGCAUGCAUCAAGUGCGGGAUCAGAGCGCUGCAUGCGCUAGCUGUCCGCCUCUUGACGCGUCAAGCUCUCCUCCCGAUUCUUCCGAAUCCGCUGCCUUCAGAUGGUGCCCGCCUCCUCCUUAAGGCACUGGAGAGCGAAGAGGAAAGCAAAGAAUGGAACCGCGAGGGCGCAAAUGGCACGGAUGGUCCCGAACCGAGAGGGGGGAGUGCAUGCCGCGCGCAGGUCAUGGGUGGAGAAGAGACGAAUCUGGGAGGCUUAAAGUCGAAGAACGCACGCGGAAAGAGGAAUAAGAAGGGCAAUCUGUUUCCGGAAGAAACAGGGCCGACGCCUUCGUCUACGAACUGUCACGCGUCUCGUCUCUCUUCUUCUGCAUCUUUCGAGUGUUGCUGUUGUUGUCUAUGUUCACCGCCACCUUCGUCUCAAGCUCUCGCCGUUCUUCUUCCUCUCCUCAAACUUACCACCUUCGUUCUGGCCUGCACAGCCUCGACCAAGGCCGACGGCAUGCCUGCAUGCACCGCGUUCCAGUUAUUUCUCGACCCGACAAAGCGAGACGCUGUUCUCAAGGAACCGGCUUUCUUGCAGUUUCUCCGCUCAUCCGGAUCCCCUCUGCAGGGUGCCACUACCUUUGUUUCUUCCUCUUCUGCCCAUCCCUCUUCUUCUUCGCCUCCCUCGUCUGCUCACUCCGCUUCCCGUUCCUCUUCUUCGUCCUCGCUCCGCACACGCUGUGGUUCGUCUGGGGAAGCAGUAGAAGGCACUGCGUACCGGGCACACGGCGGAGACAACGCGUUGGCGGAUCUUGUGGAGAGCCUUCGUCCUGCUGCGGAAGCGCUGAGAGGGCGGACGGAGGAGUCCGAGGCAGAGACGGAAGGAAGCCGAGACAUCCGAGCCAGCAGGCAUCAGGACGUCGUGCCUGCAGCGACGGCAGUGAGCGAAGCGAGUAGAAGACGCGAAGAAAAGCCGGAGACAAAACGUGAGGACGACGCCAACACUGGAGCCGAGGAAGACCUUUUGAGUGCCGCGGUGGGACAGGCAUUUCUUCUGCUUGUUUCUCUUCUCCAGUCGCUCAGAUUUCUUGUCGUUGUCCCCGGCGCCCACGACUGGCAUCUGGUCGACGCUCAAGAAGCCGCGAGGCGCUACUGUGUCCGCCGUUUAGAGGUCAUCGAGGACCAUGUCGGAAAGCUGAAGGCCGUGACCGGCGAUGGAGAAGAAGGACGAAACGAAGAGAACACAGUGUCAGAGGAGACAUCGUCUGGAGAAAGCGGAGGUGUUGGACGGACUGCACGGCUUGUCGCCUCUUCUUCCUCUUCGUCCUCUACUCCUUCACGAGACAGACCAGUGCUGAGUUGCGGCGUUUCAGAGCCUUCUCCCUCUCGCCAAAGGCCGUUCUUGCCUGCAUUCGUGAAAUCUUCUUCCGUUCUUGCAGGUGUCUCCCCGCUCAUUCACGAAGUGUGGGGCGAGGCCUCUGUGGACCUCCUCGAGUCCAGCCGCCGGCUGGGGGGGUCAGCGCAGGUCUGCAGACAGGGAUCAUUACGGAAGGUGCGUGAGAAGGCGACUGACACGGAGCUUCGAGCUUCAAUUCCAAACGAGUGUGAAGAGAAAAAUGCCCCCUCUGUUUCGCCGGCCCUUAGCGCAGUUCGUGGAAAGCCUCUCCUUCGCAUCUCUUGCGUCACACGUAUCGCGCAGCGUUUCUUCGCUCGCGCUUUCUUCGAACAAAGACACAGUUGGGCGGCAAGAGGUCUGAUCCCCGCGCAGGGGGAGACGACGAUGAGAAACGGACGUCUUUCCUUUGUGCCACACAACAGCUUCUCGCAAAGAGACAGGGGAGACAGCGUAUUGAAUGCGUCUCGGCACAGAAUGUCGAACUUGGACAGUCUCGAAGAAAGAGACAGAAAUCAAACUGCAGGGGCAGCAAACGCAUGUAGAGAAAUUCGCGGUGAAGAGCCAGAGACGACGCAAGAACUCCGAUCAGGAAAACUUGCUACCCUUCAGCGAGACAUCGUCCCUGUGGCUCCCUGGCUUCGCCUGGAUGGCCGCGUGCAUGCAUCGCUACUUCAGCUUCUCGCUCUCAGGUGCUGGAGUCUCCUUACAAGCAAGCCUGGAAGCUCAGCAACAGAGGUGAAGGACAUGUUGGCAAUAUUGGAUCUCGCAGACGUCUCUUUCCUUCUUCAAUCGUGGACACGGGAUGGCCUUCUUCGGUGUGCUUCCCUCCAACCUCCUCGUCGAUCUUCCGCAUCUCCUUCUGUCCGGACUUCAGCGUCUUUUGUGUCUUCUUGCCUUUCCGGUGUCUCCGGUCCGCCCCCUGUCUCUUCGCUUUUGCCCGAAUCCGACACACCCACAAGGCUGGACAUUUCGGCUCUCUCCGCCAGCCCCGCGCUUGGCGACCCCCCCGGCGACCGCAUACAGACGGAGCCUGAGACGAAGCGAAGGUGUCAUGGGCAUUCUUUGUCUUUCAGGAAGAAACGAGGCGAGGAGUCGGGAGAGGAGGCAGCAGCAGACGGCAGUGAAAGAGAGCUUUUGUUCGGUGCCCUGAAAGCAACCUCAGACGCAAAGUGCAGCAGGGCAACAGCAAACUGGCCCGUGUCUCGUCGCUCGGAGACACAUGUAGAACAGAUGAACGAAACGAUAGACAGAACAGGAAGACGUCAGAAGCUGUCGUCUCUGUCGACCCUCAGCCGCGUUACAGAGAAGGCGCAGAUUCUUGCCUUGUAUGCCAAGACGCUCUACUUCCCCGAGCGAGCAGAAGAUGUUUUGCCGGAGUUCCGCGACUUACUGCUGCCUCAUUCCCUCUGA
This is a messenger RNA of Toxoplasma gondii ME49, 12255 nucleotides long. RefSeq lists its product as hypothetical. Gene Ontology annotation, molecular function: DNA binding. Gene Ontology annotation, biological process: transcription initiation at RNA polymerase III promoter; 5S class rRNA transcription by RNA polymerase III. Gene Ontology annotation, cellular component: transcription factor TFIIIC complex. NCBI's taxonomy places the organism in Eukaryota, Apicomplexa, Conoidasida, Eucoccidiorida, Sarcocystidae. The coding region runs from base 1 to 12255 and encodes 4084 amino acids. The transcript has 30 exons. The record is from RefSeq and is a predicted model, not a curated record.